Symbiodinium natans is the source of this 2571-nucleotide messenger RNA. The record is from the annotation of a GenBank genome assembly. NCBI's taxonomy places the organism in Eukaryota, Dinophyceae, Suessiales, Symbiodiniaceae.
AUGGGAUGCGUAGUCACCUCAAUUGAGGAGCCGACGUGUUCGAAGUACAACUUGCUGGACCACACGGCCUUGGGCCGCUUCCUGCAGGAUGCGCAGAUUGGCCUGGUCAGGGUGGAGUACCUAUACAAGUUGCACGAGACCAAGACAGCCUUCCCACGUCGCCAGGAAGUCGAAAGCGAGAUGUGCCAACUAGUGGAUGGCUCCCAACGUCCGGCCCUUGUGACCCAGCAGGAGAUCUCUAAGUGGGGAGAAGGGGCCAAGAAGGCCAUCAUCUGCUCUAUCUCGCACAGCUGGGAAACUCGUGAGCACCCGGACCCGUGCCGGUUUCAGCUCGAACAGAUAGUGAAUUGCCUCUCCCUUUACGAUGCAGCCUACUAUGAUGAUGUGUGGAUCUUCUACGAUUACAUGUCCCUGUUCCAGUUCGAGAGGCGCGGGUCGGAAGAAGAGAGCUUUCGGCGGGCCAUGGCCAAUAUGCAUAUACUGUACGCACAUGAAUUCACACGUACCUUCCGCAUCGAACGUCUCACCCCGAAAUCCAUGUGGGAAGCCAGCCUGGAUGACCCGGUGCGGGUGUAUGAUCCGGAUGCUGGCAAAGUCAUCGAGCGGCCUUUGAGAAGUCUGCAGGCCAACUUCGUCCCAUACAGGGACCGUGGUUGGUGCAAAGCCGAAGUGGAAUGGUCCUCGGCACGCGCCUCCACCGCCAGCCACCAGCGGAUCGACGCCCACGAAAAACGCGAGGACGGCGCCGAAUCCAGGGAUCUGAAAGGCAGAGUUCCGAUGACCCCCGAAGUGUUUAAGGAGCAGAUGGCCCAGGCGAAGUUCACUCAUCGCUCUGAUGCAGACGCUGUGCUACAGCUCCAAGCCCGCAUCUUUUACGAGAAAGUUUCCAGCUGUGAGACAGCCGUGCUCUCGUACCUUCCCAAGACAGAAGUCGCCACCUUGGCACGGGCGCUGCCGCAUUAUCGGCAGCUGCGGGUUCUGCGCCUGAUUGAAAUCGAUUGUGGACCAGCUGAAGGAGAGGCUCUUGGCCAGGCCAUAGCAUCUCACGAGACGUUGCGCGAGCUCACCAUCCAAGGGGCCAACCAGGCAUUCAAAUGCGGCGAAGCAGAUUUUACCAUCAAGGCUUUGGCGGAUGCCCUCAAAGAAAAUACCACCGUCACGCACAUCGACCUCAAACACAACAACAUCGGUGACGUGGGGGCUGAGGCGCUGGCGGAGUGCCUAAAACACAAUUCCACGGUCACGCGCCUCGACCUCGCACUCAACAUCAUCGGAGCUCCAGGUGCUGAGGCGUUGGCAAGGAGCCUUCAGCAGAAUUCCACGGUCAUGCACAUCGAUCUCAGGUUCAACCGUAUCGGUGCUGCAUGUGCUAAGGCAAUGCAAGCCAUUGAGGCGGCCCUCGAGCGGAACCGCGAUGUCGCAAAGCGGGCUCAGGCCGUGGAGACUGAGGACGAGGAAGAGGGCGAGACGAUGCUUCCCGGACAUCCGCGUCUGCAGGCUUUUGCGCAGCUCUUGAGUCAGAAUUCCGUGAUCGAACGCCUCGAACUGGGAAGUCGAAACAGAGAUAUCGUGGGCCUUGGAGGUGUUCAGGCUGUUCAGGCUUUGGCAGGGUGCCUCAAGCACAAUUCCACGGUCACGCGCGUCGACCUCGGCGUCAAUAACAUCGGCGCUGCAGGUGCUGAGGCCUGGGUCGGCUGCGUCGGAGCCUCGCGACGCCUGCCUGCCCUUCCCGUUGUGCAUCAGGCUAUGGCAGGGUGCCUCAAGCACAAUUCCACGGUCGCGCACAUCGACCUCUGGCGCAACAGCAUCGGUGCUGCAGGGGCUCAGGCCCGGGCCGGCUGUUCGGAGCCUCGCUUUGCCUGCCUGGAACUCCCUGUUGUACGUCAGGCUUUGGCAGGGUGCCUCAGGCAUAAUUCCACGCUCACGCAUGUCGGCAUCAGGGAGAACCAAAUCGGCGCUGCAGGUGCUGAGGCCCCGCCGGUCGGCUGCUCUGACUGGCGCUUUGCCUCCCUGCCGCUCCCUUGUCAGUUGCGUCAGGCUUUGGCUGGGUGCCUUGAGCACAAUUCCACCGUCACGCACGUCGACCUCGAGAACAACAGCAUCGGAGACGCAGGUGCCGAGGCGUUGGCAGGGUGCCUCAAGCACAAUUCUACCGUCACGCACAUCGACCUCAGGGGCAACAACAUCGGCGAUACAGGUGCUGAGGCAUUGGCGGGGUGCUUGCACAAUUCCACGGUCACACACAUCGUCCUCAGGGGCAACGACAUCGGCACUGUAGGUGCUGAGGCGUUGGCUGGAUGCCUCAAGCACAAUUCCUCGGUCACGCAUAUCGACCUGAAGGGUAACAAAAUCUGUGAUGCAGGAGCUGAGGCAUUGGCAGGGUGCCUCAAGCAUAAUUCCACGGUCACACACAUCUACCUCGGAGAAAACCGCAUCGGCACUGCAGGUGCUGAGGCAAUGCGAACCAUUGACGCGGCCGUCGAGCGCAACCGUGAUUUAGCAAAACGUGGUCAGGCGCAGGGUCUUGCCUUGACCGACCCCUCACGCAUAGCUCGUGGAGCGGGAGGAUGA